Filobasidium floriforme is the source of this 2721-nucleotide messenger RNA. RefSeq lists its product as uncharacterized. Bases 1 to 2721 code for a protein of 906 amino acids. The record is from RefSeq and is a predicted model, not a curated record. The transcript is spliced from 22 exons. Lineage: Eukaryota; Fungi; Basidiomycota; Tremellomycetes; Filobasidiales; Filobasidiaceae.
AUGAUAUUUGCUUCCGCGGGUACCCUUAGGGGACAGUCUGGCAGAAUCGAUAGGAUCGUUCCCGAGCAGCACUCGUCCGCCGAUCACGAUAGCACGAUCACGUUGAAGACCUCAGUAACCGAAGGAAUCACUGGCGACGUAGGAGAAGAGAAGGGGAAAAGACAAUGGUCUGUAGAACUCAGUAAUAGCAAGAGUGAUCGAAUGGGCGUGGACUUUGGGUGGAUGACUACAUACUACAAUACAUCAUCUUCAAGCUACGUCUUUCGAGAUCCAGAUCAUCCGGAACUACCUACAUCGAUAAAGGGAUCACCAGCGAUGCGAUCAAGAAUCACCUUUCGCUUCUCCGUCCGUUCCGCGUUCGGCCAAAGCAGGGACGAAGGGUAUGGGGAUGGGUUGUCGGUUUUACCUACUGGAAAGGGAAGGAAAUGGAUGGGUGCGAUGAGCGGAGUAGAGUGGCUUACAUUGCAUAAAAGGCAAGGUAAGGUUAGGUUAGAGGCUCUACCUUUUCUCUUUCCCUUUCCCGUGCCCUCAAACUCGCAGGUCACCUCACCUUCACCUAACCUCAUCGAGACCCGCCAAAUGAUGUCGUACUGUAUCAAGAAAGAACUAUUGUCCUGUCCUUACUGUACCGAUGUCACAACACAGCACAUUACAGCUCUUCCUUUCGAACGCAUACAGUCCCUUUCGACCCAGAUCAAGGCGAUCCGAUCCGAGCGGGAGGCGAAUCGGGUUCUCGGACUUUUUCUUUGGCGAAUCGUGAAAGAUCGAAGGCUGGAUCGUUGGCUGGAUCGGAUCGUUGGGUUUGGUAUGUUGACUCGUCACCUUCUUUCAACCGGACCGAACCAGAAUCAGGCCGAGAUCGAGAAGCCCUGUAAUGUCACCCAGAGUCCCAUCCUCUUCGAUUACUUAGGGGUUCGGCUGAAAGCGAAGGUUCGCCUGGAGUCGACUCAGGAUCUAAAUGUGAUCUUAAAGACCCUGGACGGUUAUCGUUUCGUGAGCGUUGGAAAGGUGAUCCGUCAGCCACUAACUCGGACACCGAUUUGUGACAUCCGAACCCCUCAUCAGAUGCCUCCUCGUCGGUUCCUACCAAUGUCUUGGGGGGAUAUCCUCGACUAUCCGUGCAGGACCACGCAGGCGAUCCUUGAUAUCGCAAUCGAUCGGGGCCCUCCACGUCCAUCUCACAAAGAUGUCACCGCUCUCGCACUGGAAUGUCAACAUCCGGAGGUACCAGUUCGCCCCGAAGAGACUGAGACGUCGAACGACCCAUCAAGUUCUCCGAGCGAUGGGAUCGAGCGUCAAAGCGACUACAAGGUCAUUGCGUCCAGCACUUUCAUCCUCCUCCUUUCACUCAACCCGAUGUCAGAACAACAACCACAGCCGAGCAAGAAGAGCAAAGUGGGGAGGGGAAGAAAGGUCAAGAAGGAGGAUGGGAAGAACCAAGGAAAUGGUGGUACAGAGUCGCAGCUCGAAGUGAACGUCAUCAUUGACGGGAAUGCGCACAAAGGGAACGAGGAGAUCGACGUGAUCGAUGCGAUGAGGCUGCGGCCAAAGAUCAAGGUCAAGCAUGUUGAAGCUCUUGUAGGCCACUUCUCGCAGAAGGCCAACGACAUCCCAAUCCAACAGAAAGAAGAGGAACAAUCAGAUAUCGGCAGGCUGGCCAGGCGGACAGGAUUCGACAAGGUCAACAUCACCAACGUUGCUCAACGUCCUAUCAGGGCGAUCUCAGGCCAAGAAUUGAAUCUGCUCGACCAUGGUCCUGCGAAGCGAGUCGCCCCAUUGAAGAAUAUGAUCCCGGUCCGGUCGUCUUGCACACAUGUAAGGCAGCCUGGUCCGGUUACCUGGAAACAGAGAAUCGUCCCAAGAUUCGUCCCAGCCGCCGAUCAAUCGGAGCUAUCGUCUAUCAAGGUUGCGAGGUUUAUGAAAGGCAAACUCGCACUCGAGCCGACGAACGCCGCCCUGGCCUUCAUGUCACCGGGUGAACGGAUCGAUGGUCGAAUUCAGGUCAAGAGCUGGAUGUUCGAUCGUCAUUGUCUUGUCAAGUCCUCCUUGUGCAUCUUAUUGAUGGUGGGGUUGUCCGUUCCCGUCCGCAGAAACGUCGGAUUCAGUAGAGGAUUGAAGCUGGCCUGGUGCGACUUUAUCCAAUGUGGUCUUCUGAACGGUAUCCUCGAUCUCGGAAGUAUCCGGCUCAACGAAUUAAGGCGACGCUUGAUCGAGCGAGAUCCCGCUUCCACAAUGUUCGCCGUCCUCGUGCCUUCCUUUCGCAUUUCCGGCUCGACUUCUGGUUCUUGCUUGAGGAAAGUCGGUCCGCCUUUGCGAGGGCAAAUCCGAAGGAAGUUUCGGAAUCUCAUCUUCCAGACGCUACGCAAGAGUACGCUCACAGAAGAAUGCGGAGAGGAUCUUACCGGCAAGAUGAUGAACGAGCUCGUCGAAGCACUUUUGAGGGCCGAGGGUUUCCCUGUGUUUUCAGAACCGUCCCCAUCCUGUUCAUUCUCACCACCUCCGCUCGAAAUCCGUACGCCCGGAACUUCCAAACUCUCCCGCAUGUUGACGCCGCAAACCUUCCGACCGCUCAAACGAAUCGUGUACGGAGAUCGAUGCUCUCCCGCCGUCAGUGCCACUGCUGCUAAUGCCGUUGCUAGUCCGUCUGCUGCCAAGCAUGUUCCCGGAUACCUGACCGUGAUUCAGCUUUACGGUAUGUUCGAUAGCCUGCAUUGCGACUAG